Messenger RNA from Molossus molossus (Pallas's mastiff bat), 720 nucleotides. RefSeq names its product claudin 14 (gene CLDN14). Gene Ontology annotation, molecular function: structural molecule activity. Gene Ontology annotation, biological process: cell adhesion; bicellular tight junction assembly. The coding region runs from base 1 to 720 and encodes 239 amino acids. The transcript has a single exon. NCBI's taxonomy places the organism in Eukaryota, Metazoa, Chordata, Mammalia, Chiroptera, Molossidae. The record is from RefSeq and is a predicted model, not a curated record. Gene Ontology annotation, cellular component: bicellular tight junction; plasma membrane.
AUGGCCAGCAUGGCCGUGCAGCUGCUGGGCUUCCUGCUCAGCUUCCUGGGCCUGGUGGGCACGCUCAUCACCACCAUCCUGCCGCACUGGCGCAGGACGGCGCACGUGGGCACCAACAUCCUGACGGCCGUGUCCUACCUGAAGGGGCUGUGGAUGGAAUGCGUGUGGCACAGCACAGGCAUCUACCAGUGCCAGAUCUACCGCUCGCUGCUGGCGCUGCCCAGCGACCUGCAGGCGGCCCGCGCGCUCAUGGUCAUCUCCUGCCUGCUGUCGGGCGCCGCCUGCGCCUGCGCCGUGAUCGGCAUGAAGUGCACGCGCUGCGCCAAGGGCACUCCGGCCAAGGCCACGUUCGCCGUGCUGGGCGGCGUGCUCUUCAUCCUGGCCGGGCUGCUCUGCAUGGUGGCAGUCUCCUGGACCACCAACGACGUGGUGCAGAACUUCUACAACCCGCUGCUGCCCAGCAGCAUGAAGUUCGAGAUCGGGCAGGCCCUGUAUCUCGGCUUCAUCUCCUCGUCCCUGUCGCUCAUCGGUGGCACCCUGCUCUGUCUGUCCUUCCAGGACGAGGCACCCUCCAGACCCUCCCAGGCCCAGCCCAGGGCCACCACUGCCACCGCGGCUACGGCGCCCUCCUACAGGCCACCUGCUGCCUACAAGGACAAUCGGGCCCCUUCUGUCACCUCGGCCUCGCACAGUGGGUACAGGCUAAACGACUACGUGUGA